AUGGCCGCCCCAAUUCGAAUCUACGACAGUCGGAAAGAUCAGAAAUUGCCAGAAACUGCAGUACAAAAUCCUCUUCCUCAUCUGCUUCAACUACCUUCUGGCCUCGCAAUACUAGAGCUUCAAGGGACGAUCAAUCUUCCAGACCAGAUUCAAUAUGACGAAGCCGUUCCAAUCACAGGUCAAACAACCAUUGGGCGUCUUGUGUUUCCUGAUUAUGAUCCUCAAGACAAAAACAGUACAGCGUGGAUGAAGCCCGUCUAUAUGUAUGUUGGGAAUUAUCAACGACUAACUGGCGAGGUCAAGAAAUUACCAAAGGCUAUUGCUGUGAUCAGGAAGAAAGCGAGAGUUCCGGAUGAAGGAUCUAUGGACGUGGACCAUCACGACGGAGAGCCGAUUGAGGAUCUGGAGAUUGUGGAGAUUGUGAAACACAAGAUCAUCUUCUCAUCAAGACCAGAGCCAGUUGGCGUCUGUGAAGCUGGAACAUAA
This is a messenger RNA of Glarea lozoyensis ATCC 20868, 486 nucleotides long. RefSeq lists its product as uncharacterized. Bases 1 to 486 code for a protein of 161 amino acids. The record is from RefSeq and is a predicted model, not a curated record. Gene Ontology annotation, cellular component: Ctf18 RFC-like complex. Lineage: Eukaryota; Fungi; Ascomycota; Leotiomycetes; Helotiales; Helotiaceae. The transcript has a single exon. Gene Ontology annotation, biological process: mitotic sister chromatid cohesion.